CAUGCCAGGCACAUGUCAGGGCUGCCUAUAGAUGGGAGGAAGUUACAGCCAUUCAGGGAUCAUGUGGAUAUGGAGUGUGCUCGCUCGGUAUAUGAGUCAGACAGCAGUUCAGGGUCACAGCAGAGAAAAGGUCUUCAUGGUGGUUGGUUUGGGUAACCAUGGCAUGUCGGGUACCAGACACAGUGUUGGAAUGACAGCUGUCAAUCUGUUGGCACGAAGACUGAAAGUUGCAGACCAGUGGAAGACAGACAGGAGGACUGGAGCCGAUAUCAUCACCACCAAACAAGAUGGAAUGCAGCUAGUUUUACUAAAACCUCGUCAGUUCAUGAAUGUCAAUGGAACAAGUGUGGGUAACGCAGCUGGAAAAUUCCAUCUCGUCCCUGAGAAUAUUUACCUGCUGCAUGACGAGCUAGACAAGCCUCUUGGAAAGGUGUCUCUUAAGCUUGGUGGGAGUGCAAGAGGCCACAAAGGUGUUCGUUCCUGCAUUGACCAUCUAAAGUCUGAUACUAUGACCAGGCUCUUGAUUGGGAUUGGACGUCCAGAUGACAAGUCCUCAGUAACGGCACAUGUGCUUGGACGCUUUACAAAACCAGAGCAGGAGAUAGUACCUCAAGCUCUGGAGCAGGGUAUAGACUUGUUAUUGUCACAUAUCAAGAACAAAACAGGGUUGGACUCUUCGACACAUGCUGCGUCACCGAAAACCACGUGACCUUGGUGAAAUCCGAUUGGGAGAAAGAAGUUUUAGUACAGAACUGACCCAAGUACUGGUUUUACAAGAAGUACACAACUAGAGGGUGUUCUGGAUGUGCAUAUUUAUUGGAAUUAUAGUGUUUUGUCAGCCCAGAAAGGACUAUGAGGUUUGAAGGCCCAUCUAUUGGUAUAGGUACAGUUUUGUUCAAAAUUAUUCAACCCCCCAAUGCUGUAAAGGGUUUUAGGGAAUUUAGUGUACAUUUGUAAUUGU
Molecule: messenger RNA, 961 nt
Organism: Rana temporaria (common frog)
Lineage: Eukaryota; Metazoa; Chordata; Amphibia; Anura; Ranidae
Gene: PTRH1
Product: peptidyl-tRNA hydrolase 1 homolog
Exons: 5
Coding region: 32-709 (225 amino acids)
Molecular function (GO): peptidyl-tRNA hydrolase activity
Source: RefSeq, a predicted model, not a curated record